Messenger RNA from Myodes glareolus (Bank vole), 4704 nucleotides. RefSeq names its product multimerin 1 (gene Mmrn1). Gene Ontology annotation, molecular function: calcium ion binding; protein binding. Lineage: Eukaryota; Metazoa; Chordata; Mammalia; Rodentia; Cricetidae. The record is from RefSeq and is a predicted model, not a curated record. Gene Ontology annotation, biological process: negative regulation of cell migration involved in sprouting angiogenesis; negative regulation of vascular endothelial growth factor receptor signaling pathway.
ACUUCAUGGUUUCCCCUGGCUUUUCCUGGUGAUGAUUGUCUGUGUUUUCCCCUCUUCCCUUAGCUUCUCAGAGGUCCUUUACCACAUCCAUUGAUCCAUCCUAGGAGGGUCACAGAUCGCCGCACAAGUACAGAAACAGGAAAACUGGCUUCCUGAGCACACUGUAAACACAGAAACCUGUUUCCUCUGCACCCACCAGAUUGUCUAGACCCAGUUUCAGUACGUUUGUGCAGAAGUGGCUAUCGGGAAGACUGGAAGGUCUUUGUCUCUCAGUUCCACAUGGAAUUUUGUGCCUAAAUCCACUGCCAUGAAAGGACUGCAAUUGCUUGUCUUGCUCUCCAGUUUAUGGGGAGGGGUCUUGGGGCUUACCAACACCCCGCAUUCAAGGACUGCACCUGAGGAGGAAAACUCCCCACUGACUCUGAACUCUACUUCAGCUCCUCAAAAUGAAGUACUGAGCCUCCCAGAGCUCUCUGCCACUCACAAUCCCCCUUCUAAGGCAGCUGCAGCUCCCGAGAGACCUUCGGAAGACAUUCUACUACAAUCAACACUGCAGAACUCUGAGACAAGAGAGUCAGCUGAGGGGAGAAGCCAAACACCCACACCCCUAGAGAAGACAGGGGCAGUGAUGGCACCACUGCCUCUUGCUCUCCAGAGCAAACCCAUCAUGAAAUCCGGCACAGGAGCAGGGAUGGUGGAGCUUGCUAAUGCCACAUUGAACUUCCUUCAGAGUUUUUCCAGAAAGCCCAAUCAACAAGCUAUCUCCCUCAAGUCGGCUGGAGACAUGGGGAACAGGUCCCCAAGGGAAACGCACCUCAGCAGAAGUGGCAACAUCAGAAGUCAAAGACCCAGCUAUCAAAAAUCCAGUUUUGAAACAACUAGAGGAAAGAACUGGUGUGCUUAUGUACAUACCAAGUUAUCUCCGACAGUGAUACUGGACACUCACAGCUCUUACACACCAAAUGGGAGAGGAUCCUGUGGCUGGUCCAGUGGACUCUGUUCCCAAAGAUCGCAGAAGACGUCCAAUGCUGUCUAUAGGAUGCAGCAUAAGAUUGUGACCUCAUUAGAAUGGAGAUGCUGCCCUGGGUACAUAGGGCCAAACUGUCAGCUCAAAGCUGAAGAACAGCAGCAACUGGCACACAGUAACCAGGCUGAAAGUCACACAGCUGUUGACCACGGAACGGCCCAGCAGAACCAGCAAGAGCAGAAGCAAGACUAUAGCAACCCAGCUGUGAUUCAAAAAAUGGCAGAGCAAAUGAGCCAGCAGGCGAUGAAGCUGACGUUCUUGCAGAAGAAAGUAGACAAUGUUUCUCUGGCUGCAGAGGACAUGAGGAAUGCAUACCUCUCCCUGGAAGGGAAAAUCGGUGAAGACAAAGGCAAGGAAUUUCAACCUCUUCUAAAAGCUCUAAAAUCAAAAAGCAUUGAUGAUCUGCUAAGGAAUAUAGUAAAAGAACAGUUUAAAGCGUUUCAAGAUGACCUGCAAGAAACGAUUGCGCAGCUCUUCAAGACUGUGUCAAGGCUGUCAGAGGACCUGGAAAGCACCAGGCAGGCAGUUCUCCAAGUCAAUGCGUCCUUGGUUUCAGUAACAGCCCAGCAGAAGCUCCUUUUAACACAAGAAAAUCAACCCACAUGGAAGGAUAUCACAGACCUAAAGAACAACAUCACAAAUGUCAGGCAGGAAAUGGCCUUGACCUGUGAGAAGCCGCUCAAGGAGCUGGAAGCAAAGCAGGCUCACUUGGAAGGAGCAAUAGGACAGGAGCACUCAGAACUAGUUCUGUACCAGCAAACCCUCAAUGAAACUCUCUCCAAAAUGCAGGAAGCGCACACACAGCAGUUACCAGUUCAGCAAGCAUCGGGAAUGGAGAAUGUUGCCACUGAGGAAUCAAGCAGCAGUAACGUCACUAAAUAUCUCUCCGUGCUCCAUGGGACAACAAGCAAGCAAGGGCUGAUGCUGCUGCAGAUGCUCAGUGAUUUGCGUGUCCAAGAAAGCAAGAUCAGCAACCUCACCGUUCUUUUGGAGAUGGAGAAAGAGUCAGUCAGGGGAGAAUGUGAAGAAAUGGUGUCUAAAUGCAGGCAUGACUUUAAAUAUCAAUUGAAGGACACAGAGGAGAAUCUGCAUGUGCUAAACCAAACCUUGUCUGAGGUUAUCUUUCCCAUGGACAACAAGGUGGAUAAAAUAAGUGAGCAGCUGAAUGAUCUGACCUAUGACAUGGAGAUCCUCCAGCCUUUGUUGGAGCAGAGGCCGUCAAUUCGACAGCCGGUUAUACGCGAGCCAAAGGAAGCUGCAGUUACGCGCAGAGAGGUACAGAACCUGAUCAGGGCUGUCAACCGCCUGAAUGUUCUUACCAAAGAACUUACAAACAGACACAACUUACUCAGAAAUGAAGUGCAGAGCCGGGACGAAUUCUUAGAAAGACGUAUCAGCGACCAUGUCUUGGAAACAGAAGAUGGCCUAAAUAAGACAAUGACUGUCAUAAACAAUGCCAUCGAUUUUGUUCAAGAUAACUAUGUGCUGAAGGAGAGUUUAAGUGCUAGGUCAGAUAAUCCCAAGGUUUGUGAGUGUAACCAAAAUGUAGAAUCCAUUUUGUCAUUUAUUUCUGAGUUCCAGCGUCUGAAUGAUUCUAUUCAGACUUUAAUCAACGACAAUCAGAAGUAUAAUUUUGUUUUGCAAAUUGCUAAAGCCCUUACAGUUCUUCCCAAAGAUGAGAAACUAAGCCAGUUAAACUUUCAAAAGGUUUAUCAAAUGUUCAAUGAAACCUCUUCCCAGGUGAAAAAAUGUCAAGAAAACAUGAGUAAUUUAGAAGAAAAUAUACUCUCAGCAACAAAGACUGCCAAAGAAUUUGAAACUCGUUUGCAAGGCGUUGAAUCUAAAGUGACCAAGACACUCAUACCUUACUAUAUUUCAUUCAAAAAAAGUGGUGUGCUAUCAAAUGAGAAAGAUACUGAUCUUCAAUUGAAGGUAUUAAAUUCCAGAUUUAAGGCACUGGAAGCAAAAUCUAUCUAUCUUUCAGUGAAUUUCUCUUUGCUUAACAAAACUGUUCAUGAGCUUUCAAUGACAUGCCACAAUGCUUCUGCAAGCACCUUUGGACAGAGUGCUCCCUUACCUGUGUGGACCGAAGGUCCCCUGAGAGACAGUCUGACGGAACUUGUGGAAUCAAUUGUUAAAAUAAAAACUCAAGCUGCUCUAUCUAAUUUAACCUGGAAUGUUGAUCGAUUAUUGUCUGAUGGUCUGGCAAAUAUUGUCAAGCCUCAGAAGCAGGUAAAACUUCAGAAGAAACCCAACGCACUUAAGAAAUCUGUGAACGUGACGACCAUCUUGAUAGGCCGGACGCAAAGAAACACAGACAGCAUUCCACAUCCUGGAGCGCAUGAACAUUCCAGCUGCAGCAGCUUCCCGUGCCAGAACGGCGGCACGUGCAUCAGUGGACCAACCAGCUUCAUCUGUGCUUGCCGACACCCUUUCACGGGUGACACCUGCACUGUGAAGACGGCGGAAGAAAACGCCUUAGCACCAGAUUUCUCCAAAGGAUCUUACAGAUACGCUCCAAUGGUGGCAUUUUUUGUAUCUCACACUCAUGGAAUGACAACUCCCGGUCCAAUCCUGUUCAAUGAUCUAGGCGUCAACUAUGGCGCUUCAUAUAACCCAAGGACCGGCAAGUUCAGAAUUCCAUACCUUGGAGUGUACAUAUUCAAAUACACUAUAGAGUCAUUCAGUGCUCAUAUCUCAGGGUUUGUGGUGGUUGAUGGAGUAGACAAGCUUAGAUUUGAGUCUGAAAAUCCCGACAAUGAAAUACACUGUGAUAGAGUUUUGACUGGGGAUGCCUUAUUUGAAUUAAACUACGGGCAAGAAGUGUGGUUGCGCCUUGUAAAAGGAGCAAUUCCAAUCAAAUACCCACCUGUGACCACAUUUAGUGGUUUCCUGUUAUACCGCACCUAAGAUUGUCUGAGAGACAGACUGGCACUUCACUCCACUCCAGAGCUGACUCUCUCUCUUUUUAUCUACCCUUGCACACACAUCUGCUCUGUUGUAGCAUUUCUGCAUGAAAUGAGAAAUGUCUUUUAAGAGUCUUAAUGGGUAUGUCAUAAGAUGAUUUGGUUAGCCUGUGCAGAAAGGGAUUACUUCCCCUAAGGAAAUGCAGAGAAAGGACAGAAACCCAAUGUGUACACUACUGUACACAUGCCUACCUAUGCUCCUUCAUUGUGGUAUCUCCAAUGCAGAAUAAAAUGUCAGCACAUGCUAUUGUAAGUCACAGCAAGACUUGCCAAGGAAACUUAAAAUCUGAUUUAUUCUCUGUGUGUAACUAUAGAACAAGAAUUUCCUAGAAUAACAAACUCAAAUAUAGUUCAAAGGCAAAAAAAACCCACCAUUUCUCAACUUCUAUUUUGGCUUCACUUUUGAGUUGAUCAUUUUUAUAUACUAACAUUUAUAUUUGUGCUAAAAACUAAGAAAAGUAAAAUAUAAAUAUAAAAUAUGCUUAAAUAUUCUCUUUUCAAAAUUGGAAAAUGGAGAAAUAACUGACUCCUACUUGGAUACUUAUACUUAAUUCUAUGGAUAUGCCUCUGUCACAUAACAUCUACAUGAAGACAAGUGCAAUGCUUUUAAUUCAUAUUCUUUCAUUAUAGUCUUGUGGGGAAAUUUGGGGUUUCCUUUUGUGGACUCUAAGUGUUAAUAAUAAAGGAUUAUAAAGAUGGACACUGAAGGAA